This is a messenger RNA of Plenodomus lingam JN3, 2199 nucleotides long. The record is from RefSeq and is a predicted model, not a curated record. NCBI's taxonomy places the organism in Eukaryota, Fungi, Ascomycota, Dothideomycetes, Pleosporales, Leptosphaeriaceae.
AUGAUAUUUUCUUUCGAGGAUGCAGUUGCUCAGCCGAACAUCGACCCUUUGCAAUGGAACCAUCAGAGGCAGACAAGUGCGCAGCACCUGGACGUGAUUGCGUCCCUGCCUAUGCACAGCACCAUGACAAUAUCAAGUCCAAGUCCAUACCAUCAUUCUUCGCAGUUCCAUCAUGCCAAUUUGUCUCCCACUUCGAUCAACAACGGUUCCAACAUGACUCCUGACAUUGCUCUGUUGGCCCCUCCUAGUCAAUACUCCCAGUCUAGCUAUGAUCCUAUAGCACGGCAGUUCCAGGAGCAGCCAUGGAGCGUGAACAACCCCAGGACUAGCCAUCCGGGUGGCAGUCGCAGUCCGUCCACUCAACCGCAAAUGCAGUACAAAAUGUACCGCGAAUCUGGAAUCAAUGCCGGCUGUCCCGACUCGGCCUAUUAUUCUCAGUCCCAGCCUGCGCACUCGGUCUUGAGCAAUGAACCAGACUGCUACAAUGUAGAACUAUCUCCGAGCGUCACUUUCCAAAUCGAGAGAAUGAAUGUCAAGUCGCCAGCAACUGAAGCUCCUCCAAUGGCUCGCGCACACUCUGCUCUGAGGUCACAGGGCAGUAGCCGCAGUGGAAAGUCAGGAAAAUUAUCAAAAAAGAUACCUUGUCCCAAUCCAGAAUGCACAACAGUAUCGAACUGCGAGUCGGAAUACAAGAAGCAUCAACUUCGACAUUCGAAGCCAUUCAAGUGCGAAGAGCCUAACUGUAAACGUCACGGGGAAGGUUUCACUACGUGCAACGAUCUCGAGCGACACAAGAAGAGUGUUCACUGUAUAGGUUUGGGCGCUGGAUCGUUUCAGUGCGCAUCUGAGAAGUGCAGGAAUCCUUAUAAGAUUUGGCCACGUCUCGACAACUUCAAGCAGCACAUUGAGCGCAUGCACAAAGAAGAGGAUCAGAUUGAUUUGAUCAAGAAAUCUGAGUAUCAUCCUAAAGAGCCGCAAGAUCGAUUUGAAAGUACAACUGUUGCUUCUGCUGACACGAGCUUCGAUGUUGCGGGGAUGGAAAGAUCUUUGUCUGCAAAUCCCGUGAUCGACAUUGCGCCUGCGAUGGACAUAGCUAUUGUGGAGCACGAUCACGCUCAGUGGUCCUCGUGGGAUCGCAAUGCGCACAAUCUUGCACAUCAAGUUUCACCGAACCCCGCUCAGCAUUCGGGCCCGCUCUCACGUCAAGGCAGUAUAGGCACCUGUAGAGGGCAGAAACAGCUACCUGAUCAGCGAAAGCUAGGCCAGGGCAAGGCACAACCAUCCUUGGCCGUUCCAGAAAGGCCAUCAACCAAAGCUCGUUCAAGUGCUACAGGUCAACAAAACCAGCAGCCGAGUGAAUUUCCGGAACUUUCGAAUGCUCCACAGACAAAAGCUGAGCAACAACGGCUAGCGCUCUCCAAACUCUCGCAAGCCAUGUUCCCGUCACCUAGUCCGGUAGACCUCGAGGCUCUGCUGGUGCGCAUGCUCCAUCAAGCCAAAGAUUCCGCCAGCUGGGAGAACAAAGCUGGGAAAGGGCAAGAAGAAAGUACACGAAGUGAUAACGAUAGGGGGGAAUUUACCAAGAGCGAUGCUCUGCACGCCGUACAGGCAAUCUCGAACCUGAUUAAACAAAGCCGAGGUACUUCCUCCACGAAGGUACAGCGUCGCAUGGCCCAGGGGUUCGUGUCGGAUGCAAAAGUUUGUCCAUUUUUGAAGUGUGGAUUUGCUGUCGCUCGCAACUGCGACUUGCGCAAACACAUGAAGCGGCAUGAGAGACCGUAUGGCUGCACGUACCCCAAAUGUUACAAGCGUUUCGGUGCCAAAUCUGACUACAAGCGUCAUGAAAACAGUCAGCAUCCUCAGCUAGAAGCAUGGCGUUGUUCGCAAGUCGAUGGGAUUGACCAACAUAAAGAGCUGUCAGCGGAAGAGAUACAAGGACAUUUGGUCAAGGACAGAAUGGCAAAGAAUGGCCAGGAACGAUUUUGGUGCGGUUUCUGCAAUGCUAUGAUAGAGCUCCAGCAGAAGCGCAAUGCCGCCUGGAACGAGCGAUUUGAUCAUAUCGUGGACCACUUUGACAAGGAAAAGAGGAGCAUUCAUGAUUGGAUUUGUGUGGAAGAAAACAAGACAAAGAAGGAGUUACGCGAGUCUAAAACGUUGAAGACGUGGCACAGCAUCCACUGCAAGACGUACUGCAAGUAG